UUUAAAAGCGCGUAUAUUUAUACAAAAUCGUUGGAAAAAUAUCCGAAAUAAUACCAAUCAAUGAUACCCCAAUACAACCCCACACAGAAACAACAAGUGCAAUUCGUCGUCAGAAAUCGAAAUCGAAAUAAAGUGCAAAAUGCAUUGUAGCUGAACCAGAAAUAAAUAAGAGAAAUAAGAGGAAAUAGUGCUUUAAAUAACUCAAAUCGAGAGCGUAUAUUCAUAUUUGUACAGAUAUUAUAUAGCCGCUGCACAGUGCAAAUCGUGGACUUCCCAGUAGUAUCUGAGAAUCCCAGAAAUUUGAAUGAAAUUCGGUGAAAGCGAGAGAAUCGGAGAAGGCACGGCUCGGAAUCAAACGUCAACAAAGCGGCGACGUCAGCGGCGCAGCAGCGGCGCAGACAUUUGUCUAGCCGCCGUCUGUGGAACGCCCCCGCUACCCGCUGUCCUGGAGCAUCCAGAAGCGGUACCCAGCCCGAGGACAGUAACUAUUCGCCAGUGCGUGAGUGCGUGAAUAUACGAGGGAUUUGUGCCCGAGAUCCCCGCAUACAGUUACGGAUAAAUUAAUAGUGACGGUUACACACGGUUAAAGUGAAAGGAUAUUUUCAUACACAUAAUAAAAUAUAUAUAUUUAUACCUGGGAUUUAACCCCCGCUGGAGAGGAUUGUGGCCCAUGGAUACUUGUGGAUUAGUAGCAGAACUGGCGCACUAUAUUGAUGCAUAUGCUCUGAUUUUUCCGCGUCUUGAAUGAACAGGAAUUCGGGCGAAAAUGUAUUUUGAGCGCAAGCAAGUGCGCAAAAAAUACUAGAGACACCACACACAAAGAGUCCACGACAGACUGCACCAGUUGAGCAGGAGCUCGGUGCAGACAACAGAGCUCCUUAACGCAGCCUUAAGGAGACUUAACCAGGAGAAGAUCCUUCUCCAUAGCCAGACCAACUGCCAGGGACAAGCCGCUUGUCCCCAGCCGACGCCAAGUGAUUCAGAUAACGGCCCCAAAACGGCGACCAUCGGCUACCAGAGGAUGAAGCGGCGCUGGUCGAACAACGGCGGCUUCAUGCGCCUGCCGGAGGAGUCCUCCUCAGAGGUCACCUCCUCCUCGAACGGGCUCGUCCUGCCCUCAGGCGUGAAUAUGUCGCCCUCGUCGCUAGACUCGCACGACUACUGUGACCAGGACCUGUGGCUCUGCGGCAACGAUUCCGGUCCGUAUGGCAGCUCCAACGGCAACGGCCUGAACCACCAACAGCAGCAGCAGCAGCAAAGCGUCAUAACGCUGGCCAUGCAGGGCUGCUCCAGCACCCUGCCCGCCCAGACGACCAUCAUUCCGGUCAACGGCAAUGGCAAUGGGAACGGGGCCACCAAUGGCUCCAACUCCAAUGGCCACUAUGUGCCGGGUGCCACCAAUCUGGGGGCUUUAACCAACCACGGGCUGCUCAACGGUGGACUCAACGGAAUGCAGCAGCAGAUGCAGAAUGGCCACGGUAUCAUCAAUUCCACCACCCCCUCGACGCCAACCACCCCGCUCCAUCUGCAACAGAACGGCGGAGGCGCCGUAGGUCUCUCCGGGAUGGGCCUGCUCCAUCACUCAAAUGGCAACUCGAAUGGCCUCAUCGGAAGCGGUGGAGUGGGAGUAGGAGGAGUCGGCGGCGGAGUGGGUGCCGGAGGCAUGGGCAUGGGAAUGCAGCACACACCGCGGAGCGAUUCGGCCAAUUCCAUUUCAUCAGGUCGCGACGAUCUCUCGCCCUCGAGCAGCCUCAACGGAUACUCGGCGAACGAGAGCUGCGAUGCGAAGAAGAGCAAGAAGGGCCCCGCGCCGCGGGUGCAGGAGGAGCUGUGCCUGGUGUGUGGCGACCGUGCCUCAGGCUACCACUACAAUGCCCUGACCUGCGAGGGCUGUAAGGGCUUCUUCCGGCGCAGCGUGACGAAGAGCGCCAUGUACUGCUGCAAGUUCGGGCGCGCCUGCGAGAUGGACAUGUACAUGCGACGCAAGUGCCAGGAGUGUCGCCUGAAGAAGUGCCUGGCCGUGGGCAUGCGGCCGGAGUGCGUUGUCCCGGAGAACCAGUGCGCGAUGAAGCGGCGCGAGAAGAAGGCCCAGAAGGAGAAGGACAAGAUGACCACCUCGCCCAGCUCGCAGCACGGUGGCAACGGUGGCAGCCUCGGCUCCGGCAGCUCCCAUGACUUUGUCAAGAAGGAGAUUCUCGAUCUGAUGACAUGCGAGGCGCCCCAGCAUGCCACAAUUCCGCUACUACCUGAUGAUAUUUUGGCCAAGUGUCAAGCGCGCAAUAUACCUCCAUUAACGUACAAUCAGUUGGCCGUUAUAUACAAGUUAAUUUGGUACCAGGAUGGCUACGAGCAGCCAUCCGAAGAGGAUCUCAGGCGUAUAAUGAGUCAACCCGAUGAGAACGAGAGCCAGACGGAUGUCAGCUUUCGGCACAUCACCGAGAUAACCAUACUCACAGUUCAGUUGAUUGUUGAAUUUGCAAAGGGUUUACCAGCGUUUACAAAGAUUCCCCAGGAAGAUCAGAUAACGUUACUGAAGGCCUGCUCGUCGGAAGUGAUGAUGCUGCGCAUGGCUCGCCGGUACGACCACAACUCCGACUCCAUAUUCUUCGCGAACAACAGAUCGUACACGCGGGACUCGUACAAAAUGGCCGGCAUGGCCGACAACAUUGAAGACCUGCUGCAUUUCUGCCGUCAAAUGUUCUCGAUGAAGGUGGACAACGUCGAAUACGCGCUACUCACUGCCAUUGUGAUCUUCUCGGACCGGCCGGGCCUGGAGAAGGCCCAACUAGUCGAAGCGAUCCAGAGCUACUACAUCGACACGCUACGCAUUUAUAUACUCAACCGCCACUGCGGCGACUCCAUGAGCCUCGUCUUCUACGCCAAGCUCCUCUCCAUCCUCACCGAGCUGCGAACCCUGGGCAACCAGAAUGCCGAGAUGUGCUUCUCGCUAAAGCUCAAGAACCGCAAGCUGCCCAAGUUUCUCGAGGAGAUCUGGGAUGUGCAUGCCAUCCCGCCCUCGGUCCAGUCACACCUCCAGGUCACGCAGGAGGAGAACGAGCGUCUGGAGCGAGCGGAGCGGAUGCGCGCCUCCGUGGGUGGCGCCAUCACCGCCGGCAUCGACUCGGAGUCCGCAUCCACCUCUGCGGCGGCGCAGGCGGCCCAGCAUCAGCCGCAGGCCCAGCCUCAGCUCGGGAAUCAGGCACAGCUUCAGUCGCUGACACAGACGCAAACGCAGACACAAUCCCAGGCACAGCCGCAGCUCCAGCCUCAGCUGCAAUCCCAGCUGCAACCACAGCUUCAACUCCAGCCCCAGACGCAGCAUCUUCCUGUCUCCGUACCCGCUUCCGCCUCUGGCUCUGUGUCUGCGGUCAGCACGAGCAGCGACUACAUCGGCGGCGGUGGGGCCAUGGGACCCACCACGGCGGCGGCCACCUCCUCCACGAGCAUCACUGCCGCGGUUCCUGCCAGCUCCACCACAUCGGGGGUGGCAAUGGGCGGAGGCGGUGGCAACGGAGUCGGAGUAGGAGUGGGCGUAGGCGUAGGGGUUGGCGGGAACGUUAGCAUGUACGCGAACGCCCAGACGGCAAUGGCGCUAAUGGGCGUGGCCCUGCAUCCGCACCAGGAACAGCUGAUCGGCGGCGUGGCGGUCAAAUCGGAGCACUCGACAACGGUAUAGCAGACGUAGCGCCACCAGCAGCAGUACCAACACCCCCAGACCAUCGGCGUCCUCCUGGACUGA
Drosophila serrata is the source of this 3739-nucleotide messenger RNA. RefSeq names its product ecdysone receptor. The record is from RefSeq and is a predicted model, not a curated record. Gene Ontology annotation, molecular function: zinc ion binding; nuclear receptor activity; ecdysone binding. Lineage: Eukaryota; Metazoa; Arthropoda; Insecta; Diptera; Drosophilidae. Gene Ontology annotation, cellular component: nucleus; RNA polymerase II transcription regulator complex. Gene Ontology annotation, biological process: cell differentiation; negative regulation of transcription by RNA polymerase II; ecdysone receptor signaling pathway.